UUCUGAGUCAGAGGAUGAAGUUACCUAUUAUAAUAAUCUUUCUCCUCCGAUGAUUAUGGACUCACCCGAUAGCCCGAAUGAUUUUAUUAGCACAUUUAGUAUAAUCGAAGGAAUGCAUGCCUGGUUCGAAGAACUGGUUCUCUCAAAACCCACUUACAUGCAGUAUCAUCCACCCGAAUAUAUACAAAGACGUUUAUUAAUACUAGAAUAUGAUGUUAAUAGAAAGGUUCAUUGGAGAAACUUUGUAUUUCGUAUUAAAAAUAAUUUAACCAGAAAUGAAUCCAUAGCCAAUAACUCUGAAUUUAGAGAAUUUAAAACACAAGUAACAUAUUUCCUAACUUUGUAUAUAAAAAAUCGAUCAGCAAUUAUUAUCCAACAAGCAUAUCGUUUAUGGAAAAAACGAAUAAAUCGAUCAGCGAUUAUUAUCCAACAAGCAUAUUGUUUAUGGAAAAAACGAAUAAAUUCGGCCAAAAUAAUUCAGUGUGCAGUGAGGAAAUGGCUUUAUCGACCAGGUGGCACAUUAAUGAAAUGUGCCCAAGAUCG
Messenger RNA from Dentiscutata erythropus, 543 nucleotides. The record is from the annotation of a GenBank genome assembly. NCBI's taxonomy places the organism in Eukaryota, Fungi, Glomeromycota, Glomeromycetes, Diversisporales, Gigasporaceae.